GAAAACAUGGCGAGUUUAAAUGUUUGAGUCGGAGUUUCAAACAGGUUUUAGCGGGAUUUUAUGAAACAGGACGCAGAGAGUUCACCGUUCUGGACUCGGACAUGCGUUUCCAAGUUAUCGUCGCUGCUGUCUUCUGGUCUGGAUUUGUGGAGUCGCGGAAAGUUAGAGGAAUAUCUUCGUCCUACAAGAGGUUCUACAAAGAGAGGAAGUCCUUUCUGUGCAUCGAUGGGUCCAAAAUCAUCCCCUUUGAGCAGGUGAACGAUGACUACUGUGACUGUGAGGAUGGAUCUGAUGAACCAGGCACUUCAGCGUGUCCUCGUGGCCGAUUCUACUGCACCAAUCUGGGUUUUCGGCCACAUUACAUCCCAUCAUCACGGGUCAAUGAUGGCAUUUGUGAUUGCUGCGAUGCUUCAGACGAAUACAACAGCCCUGCUCACUGCCAGAACACUUGCUGGAAUCUGGGGCAGAAAGAAAGGGCCUACGUGGAGGGCCAGAUGAGGACACUGGACGAGGGUUUGCGACUCAAACAGCAGCUGAUUGAGGAGGGAGUUCUGCUCUGGAGGGAGAAACAGGCCCAGCUAAGAGAGCUCCAGCAGGUAGCCGAAGACCUACAGAUCAAAUUAGAGGAGCAUCGGAGGAGGAAGCACGAGGCCGAGCGACUCAAAGAGCAAACAUUAAAGGCUCUGGAAGCAGGUGACAGCGGUCUCAGACAUCAGAACAGAACAGAAACCAGCAUUUUCCAGUUACUGGACAGCAAUAAAGAUGGCAGUAUAACAGUGGAUGAAGUCAAGACUAAAGUGGUGCUGGUCCACGAUGAGGAGCGACUUCUCUCCGAGGACGAAGCACUGGGUUUGUUGGGAGGAGGCCAUCAAAUCGACCUCACCAAGUUUCGACGAACACUCUGGGACGUCCUAACAAGAGGAGACAGUGUCAAGAUCAAAGACACACCAGGCAGUGAUGAUCCUCACUUAGAGGCAGCUGACAAAGCUGCAGAGUGGGAGGCUACCAAUCUGAAGAAGGUAGAAGAAGCCUAUGAGACCGUCAACAUGGAAAUAAGUGAUCUACGGAAGAAGCUGGCCAUAGACUAUGGAACAGAUUGGGAGUUUCUGUUUUUGAACAGCCAGUGUUACAAGCUGAAAGUGUAUGAGUAUAUUUACACCCUCUGCCCGUUCAAUCAAGUCACACAAAAGAACACUGCAGGAACAGAGGUGUCAUUAGGACCAAAUAACUCCAGACUCUUCACAACCUGCUCAAACUCUUGGUACAGGACCUCACCACACGGGUCAAGAAGGACGUGGGGGAUGUGGGCAGGAACGCCGAAGAACCAGUACAGUCAGAUGGUGUAUGAGAACGGAGAACCCUGCUGGCAAGGAGGUUCACGCACCACCACGGUCACUCUGACAUGUGGAACGGAGACAGCCCUGCGAUCGGUGAAGGAGCCCAGCAAAUGCCAGUACAUCAUGGACUUUCAGACUCCGGUGGCCUGUCAGCCGGUGCUGAAGCAGCGCGGUAUACACAGCGAACUGUGACCCGGCCGGACCAGAAUAACUCGGACCCGACGCCCCCUCGGCCUCGCAGCCGGCAGUGACAGUCCGGGUCCUCAGGGUCCCCUCUGACAUCUGUGUUGUCAGAACAUAUAUACUUCCAAGCAGAAGGUCAGAAUCUGAUCUUCAGCAGCACUCUUUAGUUUCCAAUGAUUGUUACGGCUCUGCUUUAUCUUACUUGACUGAAGGAUUUAAGGAACACAGGGCGAUGUUUAUGCCUUUAAAGGCUUUAGAUUGCUAUGUAAAUAAUGUCGCUGUUUUAAAUACCUGCUUAUUCAUACGCACAAAUCAAAAAACUGUGUCCUUCAAUUUCAUUAUAGCAGAUUCUUUCUUAUAUACAGCCUUAUUUAACCCUUAAAGAGAAGUCUGGUAAUGUGAUGUAUUUCUGUUACUGUCAACAAGUCCCACGAAAAGACCAAACCAACAAUGCUGUGAUCUGCACAGCAGUGUUCCUAGUUGAAGAGCCAAUAAUCAAACAUGAACACUGUCUAAUGUGUAUUAACCCACACCUGAAACUAGUCCCCAGGGAAUCUACUAUAUACUCUUGUUUGAGUGACCAAGAAACUAUCUAACUUCCUGUAAAACUUCAGCUAGUUGCAACCUAGCAAAGUAUUGUUGGUUUGUUCUUCUCAAAACACAAAGCAAAAGCUAUAAACUAAAGUCACCACAGUAUAUUUUCAUAAAAAAACAACUUGGUCACUGUGUAAAUGGUGAAAAAUAUCAACAUUACCACUAACGUAUUUCUGUUACUGUCAGAAAGUCCCAUGAAAAGACCAGAACCAACAAUGACACGAUCUUUAUAACAGGAAUUGUUAGUUUUAGAACUAAAAAUCAAACAUGAAUUGAAUUAACUGCAAACAAAUUAUUGACUAAGUAUUGUUGGCUUUGUUCUUCUCAAGAGACAAAGUAUGUUUACACCAAAGAUCCAGCUAGAUCACUGUGUAAAUAGUUCAAAAUAGUGACAUUACUAUGAAUGUACCUGCUGUAUCAUUUCACCGCUGCUUUAUGAUUUACUAUCUGGUGUUAACUGAAAACAUUAUUUCCUAAACAAUCAAAAAGAGUUAAAUAUUCAAGGUAAAGACCUGCAGUUGAUGUAUGUGUAGUAUUCAUUUAUACACUGCAGCUACAGUAGUAUAGUCUGGUAACCUAAUAUUUACAGUCUUUUGGUGAUUACUGGAUGUAACAUCUCUGGUCUGUGCAGGCUGCUUCAUGCUAUGCAUGCUGUCUAUGAUGUUGUUAUGUAACAGAUUGUGGGGUUUCUGCAGCAGAGCCCUCUGCUCAUUAAGGAGGAGCUAAAUCAGCUGUCAGGUAUCCAAUAGGCUGCCUGAUAUAUUCCUACGCUGCCAGGGCAGCUGGGUGGCUGUUUGCCUGCUAGCAAUGCAAUAGCCUGAGGCCCUGCAGCCCAGGGACUGCUGCUUUAUAUUUACACGGCUUCAGCUCCCAUCCACACUCUCUGUUUGAUGGCCAAUGGAACUAUUUGCUUUCACCUUCCAUUUUCACAGCAGCGGUCACCAAAUCUGGCAAAAGGGAUUCUCAGAACUAAUGUCACAAAUUGGACUUCUGAGCAAUUAUCAAGUCUGCUAAACUGUCAGAACUAAACAGUAUUAACCUAUUAUGAUUCCCCACAAUCUGACACAGUAUCACUAUAUAUUGUAAUCUCUGCUUCAGCACAAACCUCCAAACUCCACCAACAGCUGGAAAUCCUGCCAAUCAGCCCGACGGUGUCAAGAGCAGGAGGCAGCAUCACAUUACCGGCAUCUGGAGAAAAAGUUUAGAUUGCAACAUAUGGUGAACCAUGUGAUUGCGCCUCAUAAAGAACUUUUCCUCAAUCUGCAGGGUAUUAACAACUCCUCACUUUACUGAAUGAUCAUCAUGUGUUAAAUUACUUGCGUGCUUCACCCCACACAGCGUGGGUGGGAAGCACAUUGGAAGAUAGCAGUUUAAAUGGACAGUUAUUAAAAAGAAGAGGGAAAAAAACACAA
Molecule: messenger RNA, 3526 nt
Organism: Amphiprion ocellaris (clown anemonefish)
Lineage: Eukaryota; Metazoa; Chordata; Actinopteri; Pomacentridae
Product: glucosidase 2 subunit beta-like
Exons: 16
Coding region: 102-1529 (475 amino acids)
Biological process (GO): N-glycan processing; liver development
Cellular component (GO): glucosidase II complex
Molecular function (GO): calcium ion binding; protein binding
Source: RefSeq, a predicted model, not a curated record